This is a messenger RNA of Mucor velutinosus, 936 nucleotides long. RefSeq lists its product as uncharacterized. Gene Ontology annotation, biological process: NLS-bearing protein import into nucleus; nuclear pore organization. Gene Ontology annotation, molecular function: structural constituent of nuclear pore; nucleic acid binding; phospholipid binding. NCBI's taxonomy places the organism in Eukaryota, Fungi, Mucoromycota, Mucoromycetes, Mucorales, Mucoraceae. Gene Ontology annotation, cellular component: nuclear membrane; nuclear pore nuclear basket; nuclear pore central transport channel. The transcript is spliced from 4 exons. Bases 1 to 936 code for a protein of 311 amino acids. The record is from RefSeq and is a predicted model, not a curated record.
AUGACUACAAAUUUAUCACCUCAGACUAACCAAGACUCUUGUUCAAAGAGUGAAUUGCAACAACCGCCUCCAUUUAAUGCCAUGACCAGCUUUCUAAACACCAACGAAAGUACAUCUGAUGCAUCAGCAGCCCCAACCUCUAUAUUCAGUACACUACCAGCCCACAAGAAAGACAUUUCCAAUGCUCCGCCAGCCUUCUUUGUUGGAAGAUCCAGCGAUACCCUUGAUGUGGAUGAACCUGUAGGACAGACGAGAGAUCAGCGUAAUUUAUCAAUUGGCUAUGGUGAUAGACGGUUGUCUGGUGUUCUCUCAGAGAAACUUGAGGAUACAAAAGCCGAUAGUACUGUAAUGAGAGAUGGGCAAGAAGAAGCAGCAUCUAAAAAACGCAUAUUUUUGGGCACUGCCGAAGCACAACGUGGACUGUUUGGAAAUGGUAUUGUGCCAAAGAGACGUAGAGGAUCUUCUUCAUUGCAGCAUGAUGAAAGCAGAGCAUCCAAAAUUAGCGAGUCUCAAUCAAGGACAGUUCGAGUAUUUGGCUACCCCUCAAAUUUGGUGAACAAUGUCAUUUCUCACUUCAACAGAUACGGUAAAAUCGAGCACUUUGAACAAGCACCUGGUGGAAAUUGGAUCUCGAUCACAUACGAAAAGAACGCCUCUGCAUUAGCAGCUUUGAAGAGUAAUGGAAUCGUUAUAUCAAAGAAUCAGUUAAUAGGCGUGACAUUGGAGGAGACACAUGCGGAUCCUGUUGUGCAAAAUGUUGUUCCAUUGGAGAAGGCGAACGGCGUAUUUAAAACCAAUACAGCUAAUACGAGUUUUGAAAGCGGUUUAGGAAAAGGAAAAGUGGGUGUUAGCGCGAUGGACAAGACUAAUGCAGGAGCCACUUCGUUCUUGAGUUACAUCUCUGAAAAAGUUCAAGAAGUCGUCUUUGGUUGGUAG